Messenger RNA from Dermochelys coriacea (leatherback sea turtle), 3795 nucleotides. RefSeq names its product solute carrier family 15 member 4 (gene SLC15A4). Gene Ontology annotation, cellular component: membrane. The transcript is spliced from 7 exons. Bases 95 to 1648 code for a protein of 517 amino acids. NCBI's taxonomy places the organism in Eukaryota, Metazoa, Chordata, Testudines, Dermochelyidae. Gene Ontology annotation, molecular function: L-histidine transmembrane transporter activity. Gene Ontology annotation, biological process: oligopeptide transport; transmembrane transport; histidine transport. The record is from RefSeq and is a predicted model, not a curated record.
GGCGGGGAGGAGAAGUUUCUUCGCCGGGGGAGCGUUGACCGCGGGCGCGGCGGCGGCGGCGGCGGCGGCGUUGGCGCCUGUCACCGGCCGCCCCAUGGAGGGGAGCCGCGAAGCCGAGCCCGGCGAGCGGAGCCCCCUGCUGGGGGGCGGCAGCGGCAGGUGGCGAGGCCGGGGUCCGCCCGGCGGCCCUAGCUCCUUCCAGGGCCGGCGCCUGGCCUGCGCCGCCGUGCUGCUGGCCGAGCUGCUGGAGCGGGUGGCCUUCUACGGCAUCACCUCCAACCUGGUGCUUUUCCUCAACGGGCCCCCCUACGGCUGGGAGGGCGCCCAGGCCAGCCAGGCCCUGCUGAUCUUCAUGGGCAUCACCUACCUGGUCUCGCCCUUCGGCGGCUGGCUGGCCGACGCCCUGCUGGGCAAGUUCGGCACCAUCCUGCUCAGCCUGGCGCUCUACCUGCUGGGCAUGCUGGCCUUCCCGGCCCUGGCGGCCCCGGGCACCCGCCAGGCCCUCUGCGGGGAGAUCCCGCUGGCCAGCGUGGAGAACUGCUCCGCCCCGGCGGCUGCCAACGCCACCCUCGCCCCCUGCUCCCAGGCGGGAGCCACCCGCUACUGCUCCGUCGCCGUCUUCGCCGGCUUGGCCCUGGUGGGCUUGAGCGUGGGCUCCGUCAAAGCCAACAUCACGCCCUUUGGGGCCGACCAGGUCAAAGACCGAGGUCCAGAAGCCACAAGAAGAUUUUUUAAUUGGUUUUAUUGGAGCAUUAAUUUGGGAGCUAUUGUCUCCCUGGGAGGCAUUGCAUACAUUCAGCAGAAUGUCAGCUUUGUUAUUGGAUAUAUCAUCCCAACAGUUUGCAUUGGGAUUUCGUUCAUUGUAUUUUUGUGUGGUCAGAGUUUCUUCAUCACAAAGCCACCUGAUGGCAGUGCCUUCACAGACAUGUUUAAGAUUCUGGCGUACUCUUGUUGCUCACGAAAGAGAUCCAGGGAACACCGAGCUAAUAGUGAAAUCCAGGAAGUACUUCAGAAGCCUCGUAAGCAAAGCCUGUUUGAGAUGGCAAAGAUGUCUCAUGGAGGGCCAUUCAGAGAAGAUAAAGUGGAAGAUGUGAAAGCCCUUGUCAAGAUUAUCCCUGUCUUUUUGGCUCUUAUACCUUACUGGACAGUGUAUUUUCAGAUGCAGACUACAUACGUUUUGCAGAGUCUACAUUUGAAAAUCCCUGAAAUUUCAAAUGUCACCACCCAUAUUCAUACGUUUCCUGCAGCCUGGUUGACUAUGUUUGAUGCAGUGCUUAUUCUGAUCCUAAUACCCUUAAAGGAUAAAGUGGUAGAUCCCAUUCUGAAGAGGAAUGGCUUGCUCCCAUCAUCUUUGAAGAGGAUUGCAGUUGGAAUGUUCUUUGUGAUGUGCUCUGCAUUUGCCGCAGGAAUUUUGGAAGGCAACAGACUGAGUAUUGUAAAGGUUAAAACAAUUAAUCAGACAAUUGGACAUGUUACAUAUUAUGCUGCUGAUUUGCCAAUAUGGUGGCAGAUUCCUCAAUAUGUACUGAUUGGAUUCAGUGAAAUAUUUGCAAGCAUAGCAGGUAUCACUCAAGUCCAAUGCUUUUGUGAAGGAACCAAGAAAAAAAAAUCAGACUGGUGUUCUUUCACUCAGUGUACUUCAGUUUGAGUUUGUGAAUGGUAUCCAGUCUGGUCACCAGACUGAAUCUCAGAUAGUCUGGAAACUUUUCUGACAAUGGGGUUAUUUAGUGAAAGGUUACAGUUUUAUUUAAGAUGAACAGACUGCUGCAUUUUUAAUUGGGCUUUGGCCAAAUAAGAAUGAGACGAUUUCAAAUGUAAUUAGUGGCAAAACAUCCCAAUAAAUAGGAUUUGGACAAAUUUUUAACCUCUUUAGUGUUUGUCAUAUUAAAUAAAAUACUGAAUCAUACUGUUGGCUUCCGUAGAUCUAUAAGGACACUGAGCCUCACAUUCUGGAUUUAUAUUUAUUGGAGCCUCCAGUCUGACUUCUGAAAAAAGGCUCUUCAACACUCUUCAAUCAUAGAGAUGUCACUUUGCAGCAUUCAAGUUUCCUUUGCUUCAAGGGAGAAGGGAAAACAAUGUGGUGGUUCAGACACGAUCUCCCAUGUGGCACUACAGAUCAAUAAGGGAGAACAUGUAGUUCUGAUGCACUUCCUUGUCUGAACAGAACUGCACCCUCUGGCCCUGACUAAUUGACCCAUCUUGCUUGAAGUCUUAAGCCUUUCCCCUUAAAGGAAAACAUCAUUGUGUUCCUAUCAAGCGCUGUGUAUGGAUGAGUAGUGAUAGUCAAGCAGUGUUAAAGAAAUACUUGCUGUUUCAACAUUAUGUGAACGGAGGAUAGCUCUGAGCUUGCUUCCUGUGCACAGCCAUGCCUCAGCAAAGAGGCAUAAAGGAGGUAUGGAGAGUCCUUCCCAUUAAUUUCAGGACAAGGCAGACUACUUUGACUUAAGUCUCCCAUCCCUUGCCCUUACCUGUAGACCAUACCUUGGCUGUGAUUCUGCAAAAAAAUUGUGGCUCCUUGCCUUUAUGCCCUCUGAGUAGUCCCAUUGACUUAAGUAGAAUUCUGACUAUGUAAAGUUAAGCAUGUACAUACGUUUUGUGGGAUCAGGCCUAUAACAGCAUAUGCUGUUGGGGCACUGGGGCUACUGAUUAGUCUGAUAUGCAGAUUCUAGGUUCCAUCUGCCCAAAGUAAAGUUAAAUAGUUAAUUUCCCGUACUCCCAACAGAGUUUUUAAAAACUAUUGAGACUUACCCAAAGUGCUGCAAGUUGACAGAAACGAACGUCCAUGGGGGAUAUAGGAUUUGCCUCAGUCUAUCCUUGAGGCCACUAUUCUUGUCAGAGGGCAGUGUGGUUAUAAAUAUCAUCCAUUUAAAAAAAACUCAGUACAGAAAUGACAGUCUCCGAGAACAAAAACUGAAUGGUGGGAAAAGGAUCAUCAAAUUCUCAUAACAGCCCUGUCAGAGAAACAAUUUCUUUGAUAAAUCUGGAUCUUCACCAAUCUAAGUCACUUCUUGAGCAGGCAGAGGGGCAAGAAGACUGGCUGGCAUAGUUGAGGCUUUGCUUGCCAGGAAAUGGCCUAACACAAAAUAUGAGGGAGUAUGGUCUAGCCGUGAAGACCAUAUGGGAGUCAAGAGAACUGGCUUUUGUUAUGAAAACUACUUUAAAACAUUUUCAAGCCCAGGUCAUGUUGUAGUCACCUUCCAUCAAGGCUCAAACAUGGUCUUUUAAAAACUCUUCUAAAGCCGACUAGACAAACCAUGAUUAAAAACAGUUUGGCUGGACAGUGUCCUAGCUGCAUAACUCACUUUGGAUAAGAUUGAAAGCCAAAUAUAAUGUAAACUCCCUAGAUGGACUGUUGAUUCUGGUAUACGAUGAGACUUGAUUGUUAUCAGUUGACUUGUAAAAUAAAGUGAAUGAUUUCCAGAAACACAUGAGAAUUCUGAGAAAACUUGUUUGCUAAAAGAUUGUACACUUGUUAAAAGAACAAGAGGAGAGUGGUGCGGCACGUAAAAUAUUUUUAUUUUAUAUUUAUAUAUAAGUUCAGGACUUAAUGCAAAUAUAAACCAUUGAUAACCUUUACUAAGACUUUCAGAGCAGUCCAAGGGAGUAAGAUAUUCAUUGGAAAUCAAUGGGAGUUGGGUACAUAAAUCCAUUAGUGUCCUGAAAAUCCAAGUUCUUGUUUUUAACCUUGUACAAAUGUGGUGUUUUCAACGUUUUUAGAUGUUUGUCAUUAGCAGACACGUUGAGCUGGUAACCAAGCAUGUUAAUUUCUUACAGAUUGAUACCUUUUUUCUUUUA